This is a messenger RNA of Malania oleifera, 2160 nucleotides long. RefSeq lists its product as uncharacterized. The transcript has 9 exons. Bases 193 to 1692 code for a protein of 499 amino acids. The record is from RefSeq and is a predicted model, not a curated record. NCBI's taxonomy places the organism in Eukaryota, Viridiplantae, Streptophyta, Magnoliopsida, Santalales, Ximeniaceae.
AACAGGGCACGAACGCCAUCAGUUACUGCGCCAAACACGUCACCGCUCGCCUCCGCACGAUACCUCCUCGCGAAUCGCGAGGCUCUCUCUCUCUCUCACUUUCCACGAAGGCCUCUGCCUGCUGCCAUGUUUCUUGUCCCCGUCGCCGCUCGGCACUCGGCACGGCAGCUCCUGAAACUCUAAUCCCCCACCAUGUCACCGCCCGGCGACGGCGCCUGCCCCGCCGCCGUCGGCCGAUGCACUUGCUUCUCUGGCGAUAAUGAAGUCUCCAAUGGCGACGCUCGUGCCGGCUCCGACGAUCUGGUUUGCGCGCAUUGCGCGCGAUCGGGCGUUUUUUUGUCUUCGUCGUCCUUCUCUAGCUGCUUUGAUUUGGCGCCGUACGGGGAUUGGGAGAAGUUCCGGAGGAUAGUCACUGCGUCCGUGAAGGGGUUCGCCAUUGGAACUGGUCUCAAAGGCGGUCUUGCUCUUUUCUCAGUUCUCACUCGGCUGCGACGUCGACGCUUAUAUUCCUCUGCGGCCAGGAAGGCAGGUAUGGUUACGAACAGCGAAGCUGUUGUUAUGGCCGUUAAGGAGACACUAAGAUACGGUGUGUUUCUUGGCACUUUUUCUGGCACAUUCGUUUCCGUUGACGAAACUAUAGCUGCUUUGGGAGGACAUCGCAGGACUGCAAGAUGGAGGUCUCUCUUGGCUGGGGCAAUAGCAGGGCCUUCAAUGCUUCUUACUGGGACAAAUACGCAACAUACUAGCUUGGCCAUUUACAUACUUAUGCGUGCUGCUGUUCUAGCGUCGCGUUGUGGGAUAAAAAGCAGACGGUUUGGGCGCAUUUGUAAACCUCUAACUUGGGCGCACGGUGACAUUUUCCUCAUGUGUCUCUCCUCCUCGCAAAUUCUGUCUGCUUACAUACUGAAGCAAGAGAGUUUGCCUCCAUCUUACAAGUCUUUUCUCAACAAACAUGGGGGAAAGGAUAUUUCUAUAUUGGAAGGUGUGAAAUCAAUUGCAAGUGGCAUGCCUUUUACCAACUUGGACACAAUAGAGAACUAUUACAAGGGCACCGGUGUUAACAUUAAAUUAGAUCCAAAAAUGAAAGUCCCAUGCUCGAUUGUACAUGGAAAUCAAUCAUGCAGUGCACAUGCUGUUUCAUUUUUUAUUGAAGCAUAUAAAAGAUCUAUACCAGUUUAUCUUCCAGUGUAUUUGUUUCCUGCUCUAAUAGUUCAUCGUCAAGGCCUCUUGAAAAUGGUGUCGGUGGAUCGACUCUCGUUCCAGUUGCUUGGCAUUGAGAUCAACUCAUCAGAGGUUGCCCUCCACUACUACCAACCCUCAGAACUGCCUCUUUGUUGGCUAUGUGCAAACCUACGAGAUUGGUCUCUUUCCCAUUUCGUUUGUUUGAAACAUAGAAUGCUCAAUGGCCUAACACAAUUUUGGGGAAGAGUCUUGUUGGUAUUGCAAGAUCAAGCUUAUUUUUAUCCUUAUAUACAUCGUCUGCCUGGAUGUGGACGUGUUUGCUCUUCAGGAUUUUUAGGAGAUGUAACAUUCCAAUGGUGGCAAUGGGGACGUUCCCAACUGGGCUGGCCCUGGCUAUUGAGAAGAAAAGCAGACGGAUUGAGAUAUCGCUGUACUGCCUUGCUCGGGCUAUUGAGAGCUUCUUCACUUGCCUGGCAGAUGCUGGAUACUUGCCCCCGUCAAAAAACUUGAAGAGAGCUGAUGUGGUGGUUUUCAGCUUAUCAACGGCAAUCAUCAUGCAUUGCUAUUCACAGGAAAGGGAAGUGUUUCGAUCCAAGUACUUGAACGUCCUUGAUUGGGUAUUUGGUGUGCCUCCACCCCCAGGUGAAACCCCACGGCGCAAAAAUAGUUAGAACAUAUUUUUUAUGGGGAUUUGGUGGUUUAAAUCCUUCACUUGCUGCUGGCUGAUCAGGGAGGGAACUUGUUGUGUGCGCCAUAGCUGUGGCAUCAUUUCCGCACAUGUUGAUGGAGGAUUCAUUUUAUAUUCUACAGGGUAGCAUUUGAUUUUAAAGUGGUGAAAAUAGUAAGGAAUGCUGCCAAAGGGUCUAAAGCCUUAAUUUACGUUGUAGAAUGUGGCUUCGCUCCUGCAUGUAGAAUUAUGGUGUAGCCUUGAGCUGUGAAAGGAAUUGAAUGUGAGACUGCAUGCAAAUUGUGGAAAAA